This is a messenger RNA of Sparassis crispa, 240 nucleotides long. RefSeq lists its product as hypothetical. Bases 1 to 240 code for a protein of 79 amino acids. Lineage: Eukaryota; Fungi; Basidiomycota; Agaricomycetes; Polyporales; Sparassidaceae. The transcript is spliced from 3 exons. The record is from RefSeq and is a predicted model, not a curated record.
AUGAGCGAACGAAAGGAUUUGCCAUCCUCUACUAGUCCCCGCAAAACUUUACCCUUUGAUUUUCUUUCUAUUUGGCUGCUAUGGCAGCGAUCACGGCCUAGGGGCGGCUUUAACUUUUCGACCAAGGACAGGUCAAUUGCAAGUCUAUCUUGCUGUAUACAAGGCUCGGUAACGAGAGACCUGCGAUCAUUAGGGCGCUCUUGGUAUCCACAGUCUCAUGUGUGUGCCGAGUUGAGUUAG